CAGAGACCACUCACUCCUUGGUUUCCUUUCCAGCACAAGCACAAAAACCAAGAAAUGGCUGCGAAUGCAUCGUCACUGUCGUCGGCGUCGUACCUGAGCUUGUAUCCGCUGCACGUCGCAGUGUGGCGCGACGCUGUCGACCGUCUCCGCGAGCUGCUUGAUGCGCACCGCGAAGAGCGCGCGGCUGGCUGGACGAGCAUUACGCAUCGCGACACGGGCGACGACGCGGCGAACGCUGACGCUGAGGCCGCUGCGAACAGUGCGAACGCAGACACUGGACUCCUCGUCGACCUCGGCCCAGCCAGCGACGCCAGCGAUGUCUCUGUGACGCCAGACACGCACGACCCUGCCGCCGCCGCCGCCGCCGCCGCCGCCUCUUCUGUUGCUGCAGGAGCAUCGCAGCGUACUACUCACUCGAACGCGGAAGAUUCGGAAGAUCCGUGGCUCAACGCCAAAGAUCCGCACGGACGCACUGCGCUGCUUUUGGCAAUCACUCUCGAUCGCGCAGAGUGCGUCAAGCUUCUGCUCAACGCCAAUGCGGAUGCAACUGGCAAAUCGCCGCUUGGGUUUGCGUACGUCAAGGAGGCGAUUAGCACUGCUGAUCGCGCACUGCUCCGAGACGUGUGUGUUGCUCGCAAGCAUCAGAUGGCCCACAAGCUGCGUGCUCGCGUGCCACAGCUGCUACGACUGCUCGAGACGACUGGCGACUUUUAUGUCGAAAUGAACUGGGAGUUUACGUCGUGGGUCCCGCUCUUGUCUCGCAUGUGCCCAUCCGACACGUAUCGCAUUUGGAAACGCGGAGCGUGCGUGCGUCUCGACACCAGCCUGGUCGGGUUUGAAGACAUGAAGUGGAUUCGAGGCAACCUGAGUUUCAUCUUCCGUGCUACUGGCGAAGCUGGUAGCAUGACUGGCAUUCUCUUCCAGAUCAACCACGAUGAGCAGCGGGUCAUCUAUGACGAAGUCCAAGCGGGUGAAUGCGACAUUGCGGGGGCGCCUAGCGUCGAUGAGGACGAUUUCGACGACGAUGUUCUUGACGCGUUGUUGUCGGCGCCCAUCACCUCGACCGACAUGGGCGAUGACAAGAUUGCCUUCUCUCGCAUGAAGAGUGGCCUCUGGGGAUUCCAGAGCGAGAAGACCGACAUGAUUGGUGACUACGAAGCAAAGGCGUACGCUUUGAGCGGCGUGGAAGUGCGUACUCGCCAUCGUACCGAGCACCUGCCGGUCGAGCUGCGCGACAAGGCAAAACAGCAAGGCACGUUCAGCUCGCUCAUGAAGCUGACCUCAGCCCAAAAGGAGGAGGAUCUUGAGCAGCUGGGUCGCGAUAGCGAGCUCGGCGAGCGCUCUCUGACCCCUGUUGGUCCCGUUCCCAAGCCCGCAAUCUCAGAGGAGCUGUACUUUUCGGGUAAAGUCACCUCCAGCACAACCCACGAUUUUACUUCCGAGGUUGUCGACCACCACCAUGCUGCUGCCGAGCACGGUGAUGACCAUGACGACGGCGAUGAUUCGGAGCUCAUCAACGUCGAGCCGGAGAGCAAGUCGGGCGCCUCAUCGCUGCUUUCCAUUGCAGGGUGGCGUUCCGGCGCCAAAAAGCUGUUGCACAACGUGUCGAGCGCUGCAUCCACGGCGUAUGCGAGCGUUUCCGCGGCCGCUCACAACACUUCGGCGUCGAGUGGCUCGCCUGCAGAUUACCAGUCCCUGGGCCGCGAGUCGGCUGCGUCGGCUCCCUCGGGCUCUGGCGCCGCCGCAUCUUGCCACAUAGGUCGCCCGCUGGUCAUGUCCGAGCAAGUGCAAAAGUUCAAGGGCACGGUUUGGAUGAGUGAGGCCUUCCCGCUUUCGCUUCAGCGUCAAGUUCUUCCAAUCAUUGAUUUGAUGUCGCCCAACAAUGCCCACUUUGCCAAGCUGCGUGACUUUAUCGACAUCUCCUUGCCAUCCGGGUUCCCCGUCAAGAUCGAGCUUCCUCUGUUCCGUGUGAUUAGCGCCCGAGUCACAUUCGCCAACUGCUCGGAUGGUCCAGUUCUUCCAGAGCUGUUUGAAGUCCCUGCAGGCUACGAUCAGCAGCUUGCUGACGGCUUUAGCGGAACCAUCGAGGUCAGCUUGCCCAGCGCUGUCAGCGGCGCAAAGCGGGCUGAUCGUCGUCGUCGUGCUGCUCGUCGCGGCAUGAACGGCAACGCCUUUGACGACGAAAUGAUGCUGCAAAUGGCCCUCCGAGAGAGUCUGACCGAUGCGCGUCGCGACGGUGCACAGGCAGAAGCGGAUGGCGUGCUUUCAGACGAGGAGAUUGAGCUUCAAGAGGCGCUCAUGGCUUCGAUGAUGAUGUCCACGGGCGCAUCGCAAGAGGACAUUGACGCAGCUAUUGCCUCGUACAAGCAAGAUCAAGAACAACGCCGCCAGGAGGCCAUUGCUGCCCGUUCUCGUCCAGUUCCGUCGCAAGCGUCCGCCGAGCAGCAAGUAGCACCUUCUCCAAGUGACAGCGACCUGGCAUUGGCUCUGCAGCUUUCCCAGCAGCAGGCCCUCGAAGACGAGCAAGCGCGCAAUCGCCGCGAGGAAGAGGAGCUCGAGAUGGUGCUUCGCAUGUCUCUUGAGCAGCAGUGACGCGUUUUUUUUUUGUGCGACAUUCACUUGUUUGGAUGCAGUGUGCAGUGAGCUGUUGUUUCCAUUUCACGUUGAUGCCUUUUGUUGUUGAGCCUGGGUUUGUCGUGGCUUUUGGUUGUAGAUACUUUUCAACUUGUGCGAACAAUGAAGAAAAUCGGCUAGAACACAAGUCCCA
Molecule: messenger RNA, 2767 nt
Organism: Capsaspora owczarzaki ATCC 30864
Lineage: Eukaryota; Filasterea; Ministeriida; Capsasporidae
Product: ankyrin repeat domain-containing protein
Exons: 7
Coding region: 55-2592 (845 amino acids)
Cellular component (GO): cytoplasm
Molecular function (GO): protein binding
Source: RefSeq, a predicted model, not a curated record